UUUAAGAAACGGUCGUUUUUUUUUUCUUUCGUCCCUACGAUGGAACUCGACCUGCACCAGAACCGUUUGGUUACCAACAUUCUUCGAAAUAUCUUCCUUCGUGUCCCGCACAACAAAGAAAUGCCUACAGAUUUGGACCGACACCGGGGUGAGUAAACGAUGACCCAAGUUUCAUCUUUGGGGUGAACUAGCCCUUUAAUAAACGGUCUUGAAACCGGCACGCGAGUCUUGAAACUACAAUUCCCAUGAUUCCCUUCGCUCUUGCGGAAGUCCGGGUCAGCUGACGUCUGUGCGGCUCAGUGUUUUAACACACAAAUAAAUGCCUUGGUAGUUUUGUACCUUCAGCGAACUUUCUUUACAACACAAAUAAUAAUAAUAAUAAUAAUGUUACGGCCCAAAGCGUUAACUCAGGUCCUCAGUCAGGCGAACACAAACGGCGUCCAGAGCACUCUAUUACUGAAUAAUGAAGGCUCUCUGCUGGCUUAUUCGGGUUACGGGGACACGGACGCUCGGGUUACAGCCGCCAUCGCCAGCAACAUCUGGGCUGCUUAUGACAAAAACGGACAUCAGGCUUUUAACGAGGACAAACUGAAGUUUAUUCUGAUGGACUGCAUGGAAGGCAGAGUGGCCAUCACCCGGGUCGCAAACUUACUGCUGUGCAUGUACGCCAAGGAGACCGUGGGCUUCGGGAUGCUGAAAGCCAAGGCGGAGGCCCUGGUGGAGUACCUUCAGGAACCACUGACGCAAGUGGCAGCCUCGUAGAUACAUCCAUCUGAAAUUUGGCCUUUAUUUUUUUGUUAAAACCCUAUGAUUUCAUGCUUUAUUUAUUUGCUUAGUCGAUCCUUCUAAUCUUCAUAACAGGCUAAAAUUAUGCCGUUCUUAUACAACUUCUUAUUAAUCAGAAUCUAAUUGAACUUUGUUUUUGUUUUUGUUGUUUUUUUCCCCCCCUCAGCAUCUUUUAAUUGUUGCAUCUAACCAAUUAACUUAUAAAUAAGCCAAUAUUUGUUUGAAAAAAAUAAUAAUAAUAAACGUGCUUUUUUUUUUUUU
Ictalurus furcatus (blue catfish) is the source of this 1047-nucleotide messenger RNA. RefSeq names its product late endosomal/lysosomal adaptor, MAPK and MTOR activator 2 (gene lamtor2). Gene Ontology annotation, molecular function: guanyl-nucleotide exchange factor activity; molecular adaptor activity. NCBI's taxonomy places the organism in Eukaryota, Metazoa, Chordata, Actinopteri, Siluriformes, Ictaluridae. The transcript is spliced from 4 exons. Gene Ontology annotation, biological process: cellular response to amino acid stimulus; positive regulation of TOR signaling. Bases 385 to 762 code for a protein of 125 amino acids. The record is from RefSeq and is a predicted model, not a curated record. Gene Ontology annotation, cellular component: Ragulator complex.